UAAAUCUAGUUUCCAUUCAGCUACAGUGUGAUUCGAGACCCGGGAAAAGUUACGCCUGAACAUUGUGGCACAUUGUGGCAAAAAAAAACAAAGAAAAAAAGAUUACAACAGGCAAGUUUGAAAAGAAGAGAACUCUGCUUAGAUAUUUGCCCCCAAGGGUAUAAAGGCAUGCAUAGGUUGAGGUAAGUAGUGUGACACUUCGAGGCACCUUGGCAAGCAGUGAGAGAGGACCAAUCAAUCUCAACUCUUCCCCGUUCACCGAACGACAACCCCUGCAACAGGUUAGAAGAUAAUCAAAAUAACAAUAAUUGACGAAGUUAACUGCAACAGUAAUGCCAUCCAACAAGUAUUCUUCAGCCAUCAUGGUUGAGAGUGACAAGAUGACGGCAACAGCUGAGGUGAACGGGGACAUUCCUGCAGCCGAGGGACCAUCAGAGAACGACAGUGGCGCAGAGAUGACCAAUGAGAACAGCCCGCUUACCGCUGCUGAGCCGCCCUCCCCCUUCAGCCCCAAGCAGAACGGAGACGCUGCCUCACCUGCAGACUCAGAUGCUAACCAGUUGUCUGGGAGCAGGAAGAGAACCAGGAAGAGGUCCUCUGAGGAGGAGGAGUGCAGCUGGGACUCCUCCUAUAGUGAGCAGAAGGCCAAGGUAGCAGGAGUGGGGGGCUCGGAGUCUGGCUCGGGUCUGAGACAGAGACCCUCUCCCAGGACCAUCUUCCAGGCCGGUCUGCUGGCCCCUCACAGCAAACCACGCAGCCGCGAGCAGAGAAGGGGAGGACGCCAGAACAAGCUGGAGCACCACAGCAGUCCUCUGAGCCUGGCCUGCAGUGUUGGCCCUGGGCCCCUGGUGUCCGUGGUCCCUGAGAGCCCCUCCCUGGAGCUCCUGGAGCAGGACUCUAAGGAUUCGGCCCAGAGCACCUCCACCUCUUCCACCUCCCUGACCUCCCACACCACAGAGCCUGCCUGCCAGCCAGAGUACAAGGACAACAAGGGUUUUGGCAUUGGAGAGCUGGUGUGGGGGAAGAUCAAGGGGUUCUCCUGGUGGCCAGGCAUCGUGGUCACCUGGCGCGCCACGGGCAAACGACAAGCCACUCAUGGCAUGAGGUGGCUGCAGUGGUUCGGUGAUGGCAAGUUCUCUGAGGUUUCAGCUGACAAGCUGGACUCCAUCACUGCUUUCCCCAAGUUCUUCAACCAGGCCUCCUACGCCAAGCUGGCAUCCUACCGCAGGGCCAUCUUCCAGGCACUGGAGAUGGCCAGUCUGCGUGCUGAGAAGCCAUUCCCUCCGUGUGAGUCAGAGGGGCCAGAGGACCAGGUCAAGCCCAUGCUGGACUGGGCCAACGGGGGCUUCCUGCCUAAGGGCCAGGAGGGACUCAAACCCACAGAGAACCCUGACAGCAACCCGUUAAACCACAAAGUGUUGGACGUCAGUCUGCUAGAGUAUUUCCCCACAGCCAAGAGGCCCCGCAUCAGUCUUUGUAAGGCCAAGAGCAGCCCUGAGGAGGUCUACAGUAGAGAACAAAUGGUGCAUGAAGUUUUGAAGAAUAACAGAAGUAUAGAAGAGUUUUGCCUCUCAUGUGGGAAAACACGAGCGGCAACCUUCCACCCACUUUUUGAAGGAGGCCUUUGCCAAGCAUGCAAGGACGUGUAUCUUGAGAUCUCCUACAUGUAUGAUGACGAUGGCUACCAAUCGUACUGUACCGUGUGCUGCGGGGGGCGCGAGGUGCUACUGUGUGGGAACGCCAACUGCUGCAGGUGUUUCUGUGUAGAAUGUCUGGACAUUCUGGUGGGCGCGGGGGCGUCGAACAGUGCCCGUAACCUGGACCCGUGGCGCUGCUACAUGUGCCAGCCCCUGCAGCCCUACGGUGUGCUCAAACAACGCCACGAUUGGAGCAUGAAGCUGCAGGAGUUCUUUAUCAAUGACAACGGCCAGGAGUUUGAAAGCCCAAAGAUCUACCGGGCUGUCCCUGCAGAACAGAGGCACCCCAUCCGCGUGCUGUCAUUGUUUGAUGGCAUCGCCACUGGCUACUUAGUGCUACGAGACCUCGGAUUCAAAGUGGACCAUUAUAUUGCAUCAGAGGUGUGUGAGGAUUCCAUAUCGGUGGGGGUCGUCCGACAUGAAGGAAGAAUCCAGUACGUUCACGACGUGCGCAACAUCACCAGAAAGAAUAUAGAAGAGUGGGGCCCAUUUGACCUGGUGAUAGGAGGAAGCCCCUGUAACGACCUAUCUAUUGUCAACCCCGCCAGGAAGGGACUGUACGAGGGCACAGGGAGGUUGUUCUUUGAGUUCUACCGCCUGCUGAGUGAGGCCAAGCCCAAGGAGGGCGAGGACCGCCCAUUCUUCUGGAUGUUCGAGAACGUGGUCGCCAUGGGCGUCAACGACAAGAGGGACAUCUCCCGUUUCCUCGAGUGCAAUCCAGUGAUGAUCGAUGCCAUUGAGGUGUCUGCGGCUCACAGGGCUAGGUACUUCUGGGGCAACCUACCAGGGAUGAACAGGCCUCGGUGUGCAUCUGGGAUGGACAAGCUAGAGCUACAGGACUGUCUGGAACAUGGCCGUGUGGCUAAGUUUGGAAAGGUGCGCACCAUCACCACACGCGCCAACUCCAUCAAGCAGGGAAAAGACCAGCACUUCCCUGUCAUGAUGAAUGGCAAAGAGGACAUCCUGUGGUGCACCGAGCUGGAGAGGAUCUUUGGCUUCCCGGUCCACUACACAGAUGUGUCCAACAUGGGCCGCGGUGCCAGGCAGAAGCUUCUGGGCAGGUCCUGGAGCGUGCCUGUCAUCAGACACCUGUUUGCCCCUCUGAAGGACUACUUUGCAUGUGAAUAGUGCCCUCCCUAACUAACCUCUCUGUAGUUCCACACCUCCCUCUACUGCUAACCCAUGAGGAGGAUCUGCAAAUCAAAUCAAAUGUAUUUAUAAAGCUGAUGUCACAAAAUGCUGUACAGAAACCCAGCCUAAAACCCCAAACAGCAAGCAAUGCAGGUGUAGAUCUGCACCCUUUGGCCUCCUCCAAUCAUGAGGCUGAGGAGUAGGACACAAGAUCGUGCGGGUACACAUGGUGACUACGCUCUCACCCCUCUCCGUUCAGCCAUGGUGUUUUCUUCCAUCACUCUAAAAAUACCCUACACAAAAAAAUCUAAGGAGCCAGACAUGCUUUCACUGAGCGAAACUAGCACUGCCAUAAGGGGACCAUUUGAGGGUCUUACUUUUAUAGCCUUCCUUUUAACAAAAGGCUGGUCUGAGAGUGACAUGGAAAGUACCACUGAUUGUCUAACUUGGCAUUGGCACUUCUGAUUGACAAUCUUGUUAUCCCCUGGUAGGCAAAAGCCAAAGUGUUAUUUUAGGGUUUUAAGGUUUUGUACACUGCUCUUACUUUUUAACAAAUUACUUCCCCUCAUGUUGUCUUUGAGUGGAUUUGUUGUGUUCACAAAGUCAGACAUAUUUUUAUGCCACACUGAUUUUCUAAAACUAGAGAAAGUUUUAUAUAAGAAUUUAUAUAGAUCUCUUUAUCAAUGAGUAGACAUUUUUGUUUCAUUUUCAUGAUGUCAACAUUGGGAAAUGUACAUGUUCUUCUCCCAAAUGCCAAUGUGACGUAAUACUUGAAACAAUUCAAUACAAAAAUGUCCAAUCGAGCUGAGAGACAGAAUGAAGAAGGCUCCGUUCUCAGCCAUGCCAAAAUAUAUUAAAAAAUGUACUGUAAAAUCAAUACAAAGACGUAACGACAUCUCAAUAUUGGACAUUUUGACAUUUGUCAUGUGCUACUGUUCUAAAGUAUCCAUAUUCUUUAACUGGAAGUUAGUUUUCGCUUUCACCAAAUGUAAGUGAGAGUUACCUCAUCAUCCAGGGCAUCUGAAAACCCAUCUUGGCUAUCUGUACAAGAAUGUUUUAUAGAAAUGAUAUACUUCAUUUUUAUACUGUAUAUAUGAAAAUGUUUACAAGAUUUAAAAAAUAUUUGAUUGAACUUUGGGAGUUUCAUUGUCCUAAUGUCAUUUUAAAUUUAUAUUUUUAAAUCUGUACAUUUCAGUGGUUGAUAAAUCCCAGUAUGGUGCAUAGAUAUCCUUCACCAUUGUUAAAGUGCUCUGGACUUCAGAUUGAAGUACAAUAUACGCUUAUUUUGUCUACUCAUUUUGGCUACUUUUGUAGCCCUUUUUUGUUUGGAGAGUUUGCUGUGCAGUUUUAAAAUACUGGACUUUUUUUUUUACUGAUUUUACAGCAUAUGUUCACAGUGGAGACCUGCCAGUUAUUUGUUUUUUACUGAGUACUACUCAGUACUACUCACUCGUUCGUGGUGCCUUUUAGCAGUCUGUUCAAAGAGCUUACUUUAGUAAAACACUCACUAUAUGUCAUAACCAGCAUUUGCUUUACUUCAAAGGUAAUUUUUUACUAAGAUAUCAAAAUACAUAAGAUGUUUACACGCUUUAUUAAUAGCACUGUAUCCUUUUGAUUUUGAAUAUUCAAAAUGUUUUUCAAUUAUUUUUAUGGCUUUUUAUGACUACACCUUCAAAAAUGUUUGUUUUAUAUGCUCAGAUCGUCUGCUUACUUGCAACAAAAUCUGAAGUAGUAGCACAAUAUAUACAGUGCCUUCAGAAAGUAUUCAUACUCCUUGAUUUAUUCCACAUAUUGUUGUUACAACCUGAAUUCAAAACAGAUUAAAUAAAUAAAAAUCUUACCCAUCUACACAUAAUACCCCAUAAUGACAAAAGGGAAAACAUGUUUUUAGACAUUUUUGCACAUUUAUUGAAAAUGUAAUAUACCCAUUUACAUAAGUAUUCACACCCCUGAGUCAAUACUUUGUAGAAGCACCUUUGGCAGCGAUUACAGUAAAUAUUUCUGGGUAAGUCUCUAAGAGCUUUCCACAUCUAGAUUGUGCAACAUUUGCUCAUUAUUAUUUUCAAAAUUCUUCAAGCUCUGUCAAAUUGGUUGUUGAUCAUUGCAAGACAACCAUUUUCAGGGUCUUGUCAUAUAUUUCCAAGUAAAUUUAUGUCAAACUGUAACUCGGCCACUCAGGAAUAUUUGUUGUUUUCUUGUCAAGUAACAAGUGUAGAUUUGGUCUUGUGUUUUAGGUUAUUGUCCUGCUGAUAGUUGGAGAGCAGACUGAACCAGAUUUUGCCUGUGCUGAUCUCCAUUCCGUUUCUUUUUUAUCCUGAAAAACUCCCCAGUCCUUAACGAUGACAAGCAUACCCAUAAGAUGAUGCAGCCACCACUAUGCUUGGAAAUAUAGAGAGUGGUACUCAGUAAUGUGUUGUAUUGGAUUUGUAUUCAGGACAAAAAUGUAUUGCUUUGCUACAUUUUUUGCAGUCUUACUUUAGUGCCUUGUUGCAAACAGGAUGCAUGUUUUGGAAUAUUGUUAUUCUGUACAGGUUUCCUUCGUUUCACGCUGUCAAUUAGGUAAGUAUUAUGGAGUAACUACGAUGUUGUUGAUCCAUCCUCAGUUUUCCUUCCUCUGCGGCAACUGAGUUAGGAAGAAUGCCUGUAUCUUUGUAGUGACUGGGUGUAUUGAUACACCAUCCAGGUGUAAUUAAUAACUUCACCAUGCUCAAAGGGAUAUUUAAUGUCCCUUUUGUAAGCACAUUUUUAUUCCUGAACUUAUUUUGGCUUGCCCAAGCAAAGGGGUUGAAUACUUAAUGAGUCAAGAGAUUUCAGAUUUUUAAUUAAUUAAAAACAUAAUACCACAUUGACAUUAUGGGGUACUGUGUGUAGGCCAGUGGCAAAAUGUGUAAAAAGUCAAGGGGUGUGAAUACUUACUGAAGGCACUGUAUAAGGCUUGUUUGAGAUGUAUUAUUUUAUCAAUCAUUUUAGAACAUGAUUAAUCAAUAGGCUUUUUUGUAUGUUAGAUUUGCAACAUCUUUUUAUAUAUUUAUAUUUUGUGAAAAAUAUUUUCUCCAAUAAUACUGUACUUCCAUUUUGCAUUCAAAUGUUUUUAAACUAAACGUGUUGUUUGAAGAGGGAGUUAUUCAAAAAGACCUGUGUCCUGUUUUUGUACUUGUGUACUGUUUGGAAAGGCAGCAAGAAAGUAUUUCUUUGUACUCGAUAUAUGUUACUUCUAUUCAAUAAAAACGGCUUUGAUGUUCUUUA
Molecule: messenger RNA, 6074 nt
Organism: Salmo salar (Atlantic salmon)
Lineage: Eukaryota; Metazoa; Chordata; Actinopteri; Salmoniformes; Salmonidae
Product: DNA (cytosine-5)-methyltransferase 3B-like
Biological process (GO): negative regulation of transcription by RNA polymerase II
Cellular component (GO): nucleus
Molecular function (GO): DNA (cytosine-5-)-methyltransferase activity, acting on CpG substrates; DNA binding
Source: RefSeq, a predicted model, not a curated record